AAAGGGCUCCCAACGAUGCCACCAACGGGAGCAGGGAGCCUUCCGGUGGGGUCGGCGGGCACAAGGGACUCGGCCGCACCCAGCACCGAGAGCGAGCGCCGCCCGUCAGCCCUCCUGGCCCACCCGGGACGGAGCCGCCGAGGAGCCGGGACAGCCGCUCUGCUCGCGGGGUCGAGCCCGACUCAGCCGUCAGGAGGGGGGACCGCGCAGCGCCAGCCUCCCGAGCCCGGCGGCGGAACAGCGGAGCCAACCCGGCCGCGCUCCUUCCUUCCCUCCCUCCCUCCCCGCGCGAGGCGGAGCCGCUCCGGAGCCUCUCCCCCGCACCCGCCCGCAGCGCCCUUCCAGAUGGGCCGGCCCUGGCCGGCUGCGGAGGAUGGGAGUCCCGGUCCGCGCCCCCAGUCUGUUGCCUGCUGCGCGCCGGGAGGGCGGCCUGCGGGGCUGGAGGCUGCGCGGCGGCUGCGCGCUCCCGAGGACGAGCAGGAGCCGCGGGGCGGGCUGGAGCUCGCCUCGCCUCGCCGCCCGAUGGAGGCUGCCCGGCUGCUGCUGGCGCUGCUGCUGCUGCUGCUGGUGGCGCCGCUGCGCCUGCCCACCGCGGCCGGAGAUGCCACCGCCACCCCGCCGGGCUCGCCGGCCCUUCCCGCCCGGACGCCCGCCGCCCAGGAGCCGCCCGAAGCCUUCGAGCCCGCCCGGGGCCAGUCGGGCGCGGGGCAGCCCGUGGUGGGCAUCAGCCAGCGGGUCAAGAUGAGGCCCGGCGAGAAGAAGGAUCUGGGCACGCUGGGCUACGUGCUGGGCAUUAUCAUGGUGGUAGUCCUCAUUGGCAUCGGAGUGGGCGUUGUGCUGGGCUACCUGUACAAGAGGGGCAAAGACCUGAAAGAGCGGCAGGAGCAGAAAGCCAACGAGCGUGAAAUGCAGCGCAUCACUUUGCCCCUCUCGGCUUUCAGCAACCCGGCCUGCGAGCUCGUGGAGGAGAACGUCAUUGUGGUGCACACCAGCCCCUCUCCGGUGGAGGAGAUUCAGGGGGGAAACACUCCACUCAUGGGCCAGGCCGGCACUCCGGGGGCUUAAGGAAGAGACCCCCCCCCCCCCCGUUGGACCUCUGAGGUGGACGCCUCUUAGCCUCUCCAUUUACCCUGAGGAUCCUUUUGUAUUUUGCUUUUCCGUUUGAAAAACAGGCCACCCGGACAGAAAAGCGCCCGGCACUCGCUCAGCCGAGCAAAAAGAGUGGCGACGUGGCUGCCCCUCCAGCCAGCAGCAGCUCUGCAGGUGGCCUGUUUGAUGCAAGGGGCCGGGUGGGACUUUGGGAGGGUCUGUUGCCUCUGGUUCUUCCGUUGUGGGACCUGCAUGUUCUCUGAGCAACGCCAUGCUGCAGUGGGGGGCUUUAGCGAAAGGAAAGAGUGGUUGUGCAAGGAUCUGUGGCGGUUCCCUUCAGAGCGGCCACAGCCUUGCCAGCCCUCCAGUCUGGAGCCAGAUGGAAAUCCCCCUCCCUGCUCCUUCCCGGGGCGGAAGUGGCCAGGCCUGCCUGAGCAAAGGGGAGAUUGGGGGUGGAGGGGGCAGCAGCAAAGGAAAAGCUUGGAGAUGGAGAAUCGCCCCGAAAGGGCUUUGGGUAGGGUUGGUAAUGGGGGUUGAUGCCUCUUGUGCCAGCGAGGAAGCAACUCCAGCUGUGCUUUUUUAAAAAACCUUUUACCACUCGAGGGAGGGAACUGGGAUGCCAAAAGCAGAGGUUUCUUACAAGUUCCGUUUAUGCAGGUUUAGCAGUUUUUUAAAAUCUUUUAAAUGCCUUUGGAUACCGUUUAUUUCUAAGUGUUUUGAAUACCUCAUACCUAAAAAUAAAACUAUUCAGGUUGUAA
Ahaetulla prasina is the source of this 1847-nucleotide messenger RNA. It is a transcript of the gene PIK3IP1, whose product is annotated as phosphoinositide-3-kinase interacting protein 1. The record is from RefSeq and is a predicted model, not a curated record. The transcript is spliced from 4 exons. Lineage: Eukaryota; Metazoa; Chordata; Lepidosauria; Squamata; Colubridae. Bases 16 to 1065 code for a protein of 349 amino acids.